Messenger RNA from Ixodes scapularis (black-legged tick), 1762 nucleotides. It is a transcript of the gene ArfGAP3, whose product is annotated as ADP-ribosylation factor GTPase-activating protein 3. Bases 46 to 1596 code for a protein of 516 amino acids. Gene Ontology annotation, molecular function: GTPase activator activity. The transcript is spliced from 10 exons. The record is from RefSeq and is a predicted model, not a curated record. NCBI's taxonomy places the organism in Eukaryota, Metazoa, Arthropoda, Arachnida, Ixodida, Ixodidae. Gene Ontology annotation, biological process: COPI coating of Golgi vesicle.
GUCACAGUCAGUUCCUCUCCGUCCGACCACCUUGAGUUGGCCAACAUGGCAGAACAGGCUCCCAGUAAAUCUGAUAUAGCGACGAUUUUCAAAAGAUUGAGGUCAAUUCCUGCUAACAAGGUGUGCUUCGACUGCGGGGCCAAGAACCCGACGUGGUCGAGCGUCACCUAUGGCGUCUUCAUCUGCAUGGACUGCUCGGCGGUGCACCGCUCCCUGGGGGUGCACCUGUCCUUCGUGCGCUCCACCCAGCUGGACACCAACUGGACCUGGCUGCAGCUGCGCGCCAUGCAAGUGGGGGGCAACGCAAACGCCGUGGCCUUCUUCCAGCAGCACAGCUGCAACACAACGGAUGCCCAGCAGAAGUACCACAGCCGGGUGGCACAGCUGUACCGGGAGAAGCUGCACCAGCAGGCGGCAGCCGCCAUGCGUCUCCACGGGACCAAGCUGCUUCUGGAUCACGUCGAGAGCCCUUGUGGUAGUCCGGAGACCAAGGAGGACAUAGACUUCUUCAAGGAGCUCGAGAAGGAACGAGCGGCCGCGCAGGAGCAAGACGACGCGCUCAACGCCGAGUGGCGCAGUGCCGGCGCCCUCUUUCACGCGCCGACGGAGCCUGUUCAGGUGACUCCAUCGCUGAGCAGCGCCGCGACUCCUGCGGCGACUCCGGCUCCGUCUCUGUCGUCCGGACGCAAGCCACAGCGCAAGCCAGGCAAGGGUUUGGGUGCACAGAAGGUGAGCGCCAACUUCCAGGAGAUCGAGCGGGAAGCACAGAAAGCGGACGAGAUGAGGGCUGCCGUGAGCACAAGCCAGGCCGGCGGACCCGGCGACUCAUCGGCCUCCAUAGGGGCAGAGGAAGCGGCACGUCAGCUGGCCUCCAUGCGGCUGGCCUACAAGGACCUGGAUCAAAACGUGCGCGGGAAGCAGGUGGACCCCCGCAAGGCGCAGCAGAUCGAGCGACUCGGCAUGGGCCUGGGCGGGGGAGGAGCCGGCGGGAGGGCGCCAGUGUCCCACUCGGCGCUGGCGGACAUGCGCACCAUCGCGCAGGAGGCGCCUGCCUCGUCAAACAGCGCCGGCGAUCGCGGAAACCACGAUGGACUCUCCGGUGGCGCGGGCUUUUUUUCGUCCGGAAACCACAAGUUCAACGAUGCGUUUGACGACAUGCGGUCACCGGCGCCGUCGUGGGAGACGCUGCUCUCGUCACCCUCCGGCGGCGAUCCCGACACGUCUUCUGGCCGCAGCAGGCGACCAGUACAGCCGCCAGGCCCCGUGACGGACGACGCGCAGAAGAAAUUCGGCAACGCCAAGGCCAUCUCCUCGGACCAGUACUUCCAGGGAUCUAGGGAUUCGGACUUUGAGAGGCGGGCAACGCUGGCCCGCUUUGAGGGCUCCUCGUCCAUCUCGAGUGCCGACUACUUUGGCGGCGGCAGUGGGGGCUCUUCGUCGCACGGCGGAGGAGGUGGAAUCUCUGGCGGUGCCAGCGGGCCUAACCUCUACGAGAUCCGCGAGGGAGUCCGGGACGGAGUGACUAAGGUGGCCUCUCGUCUCUCCUCCCUGGCCAAUGGUGUCAUGAGUUCCCUCCAGGAUCGCUACGGCUACUGAAUUAACCGCCUUGUGGUGGAGGAUCCCACCGCACCCUUUGGCCACCCCCGCAAGAAGACUGAACACGAAAGCUUUCACGUUACGGAAGAAAGGAAGGGGGGCACGUUGCGAUGACGCUUUGCAAAUAAAAGUGCCAUUUAUAGGUUUGUACCACCUGGCUUCCGAA